AUGGAGGCAAUUUCCUCAGGAUGGGGUGCACCACCGGUCCGGGGGUCACCGAGUUUUGUUAACAAGGUGGUUAGUUGUAGGAGAGCGAUUUCCCGUUGGCGGAAAGAACAGGCACCGUAUGGUAGGGUGUUAAUCGAGGAUAUUAAAAAGGAACUGGAGGCGGCCCAGGCUGAUGAUGCAACAUCCCCUGAGGUAAUCGCUGAGUUAACGGGUCGCCUGAGGGAGGCAUAUAAGGAUGAGGAGAUGCAUUGGUAUUUGAAAAGUAGAAACCGGUGGAUGCGGGUGGGUGACAAGAAUACUAAGUAUUUUCACGCCCAAACCAAACAAAGGCGGGCUCAUAAUAGGAUUGUCGGUCUUUACGACAAGCAUGAUGUUUGGUCUAUGGAUGACGUAACGGUUAAAGAAACCGCGGUCAAAUCCGUUAUUACGGCAGUGGAUAAUGAACGAUUAACGGCUCCGGAAACGGAGGCGGAAGUCAGAAAGGCGUUAUUUAUGAUGCAUCCAGAUAAAGCUCCAGGCCCUGAUGGAAUGACUGCUUUGUUUUUCCAGAAGGCAUGGGAAGUGGUCAAGACAGAUCUGGUUUCUCUGGUUAAUAGUUUCUUUGAGGAAAACGCCUUCGAGUCGGGGAUGAAUCAGACACAUAUAUGCCUGAUUCCCAAGGUCACAAAACCGACCCGAAUGGCGGAGUUACGUCCGAUUAGUUUAUGCAAUGUGGGAUACAAGGUUCUAUCAAAGGUUUUGUGUAAUCGUUUGAAGACGAUUUUACCUCGUUUAAUCUCAGAAACUCAGUCUGCCUUUGUUCCUGGUCGUUUGAUCUCAGAUAACAUUCUGAUUGCUCAAGAGAUGUUUCAUGGUUUGCGGACUAAUAACUCUUGUAAGGGAAAGUUUAUGGCAAUUAAGACGGAUAUGAGUAAGGCAUAUGAUAGAGUGGAGUGGGGUUUUCUUGGGGCUUUAUUUCGCCGAAUGGGUUUUGCGGAAAAAUGGAUUUCAUGGAUAAUGUUCUGUGUCUCCUCGGUUCAGUAUCAAGUUUUAAUUAAUGGGCAGCCACAUGGUCAGAUUAUACCUGAGAGAGGAUUACGGCAGGGGGAUCCCCUAUCUCCUUACCUGUUUAUUCUCUGCACGGAGGUUCUAAUAGCGAAUAUUCGAAAAGCGGAAGCGGAUAAGCGGAUCACGGGGAUUAAGGUGGCCAACAAGUGUCCCCCUAUAACGCAUUUGUUGUUUGCAGAUGAUAGUCUCUUCUUCUGCAAGGUAGAUAAGGAUCAGUGUGGAGUUGUUUUGGAUAUUUUAAAGCAGUAUGAGGCUGCUUCUGGACAGCAGAUAAAUUUUGCAAAGUCUUCACUCCAGUUUGGACAUACGGUUGAUGAUCCAGCUAGAUUGGAGAUGCAGGGGAUUCUGGGAAUUUCCAAUCUGGGUGGGAUGGGUUCAUAUUUAGGUAUACCAGAGAGUUUGGGGGGGUCUAAGACGAAGGUCUUCUCUUUUGUUCGGGAUAGGUUACAGAGCCGCACAACUGGUUGGACGGCUAGAUUGUUAUCAAAAGGGGGCAAAGAGGUUAUGGUUAAGUCAGUUGCGACUGCUGUCCCGAGAGGGGGUAUACAUUGGUUAGCUUGGGACAAACUCUGCAGUAGCAAACAGUUAGGUGGUUUGGGUUUCAGAAAUGUUGAUGAUUUCAAUACGGCAUUACUGGCUAAACAGUUAUGGCGACUGAUUGAGUUCCCGGACUCUCUGUUUGCCAGAGUUUUUAAAAGUAGGUACUACCGGAAUUCGAAUCCGAUGGAACCAUUGCGGUUCUACUCCCCUUCCUAUGGAUGGAGGAGUAUUGUCUCUGCUCGCUCUUUGGNUGAAUCCAAUGGAACCUUUGCGNUAGAUCCUAAUCUUUCCUUAUCUCAUUUUAUUGAUCCUUCCACGCGCACUUGGCGACGGGAUCGCCUUAUCGAGCAUUUCGAUUCUGUCGAUGUUCCUUUGAUACAGGCAAUUCCUCUCAGUAGUUAUCCGAAAGGGGAUUCCUUGGGGUGGCAUUUUACAAAGUCUGGCAGAUAUUCGGUUAAAUCAGGGUAUGACACAGUGCGACUGGGUGUUCCCAGCUUUUUCAAAGCAUUUGGGUCGGGGCCGGAUAUUACCACUCUCCUUGCCGGGGUUUGGCAAGUGCGGUGUCCACCAAAAUUAAAGCAUUUCAUGUGGCAAGCUCUUACUGGUUGUAUUUCUGUUUCGGCGAAUCUGAGACGGCGUGGUGUUGCAUGUGAUGUUGGUUGUUCGAGGUGCGGGGCGGAGGAAGAAACUGUUAACCAUGUUCUUUUUCUUUGUCCUCCUGCACGUCAGGCCUGGGCUCUGGCUCAUGUACCGGUGGGUCCGCAUCAUUUUCCGACAGAGUCAAUUUAUGCUAAUGUGGAUCACUUUAUAGGACGGAACAACCCGGGUUCACAGGUGGAUUUUUUCCCUUGGCUUAUGUGGUAUAUUUUGAAAGCACGCAAUGCCAAGGUUUUUGAAAACCAUACGGAACACCCUGAUGAGGUAGUACAGUUGGCCGAAGGGGAGGCGGCCUCUUGGUUUCUGGCUCAGACAGAGGAGGGGGAUUUCGUGGGACCGUCACCUCCUUCCUUUUCUGCUCGGACGCCUCGUGGAUGUCCCAAUUCCCUUUCUUCGGUGUUUUCUGGAUAUCGAUGUUUUGUUGACGGCUCUUGGAAAGAGUCCGAUGUUUUUUCAGGUGCAUGA
Camelina sativa (false flax) is the source of this 2709-nucleotide messenger RNA. NCBI's taxonomy places the organism in Eukaryota, Viridiplantae, Streptophyta, Magnoliopsida, Brassicales, Brassicaceae. The record is from RefSeq and is a predicted model, not a curated record.